GACAAGUGUAAUUGGUGAAAACAGCAGUGGAUUCAGGUAGCGUCACUGAUGAACAGCAGCAUAUUAGUGCCAAUAGCAAGGGUUACGUACUAUUAACGUUUAUACAGGGACAGCAAGAUCUUCACAGAAUAUGCCAAGUCUAGUUUAGACUGUGUUUGCUUGAAAAAAUAGAGACAGCAGCUUCCUCAAAGUAAAAAAGCUGCAGGAAGUUCCUGUUCAGAUCUCUGGAAUAUUUCAUUUAAUCAGCACAACAGUAACUAGGAAAUGAUACAAUAUGGAUGUGAAAACGAGAUUAGUUACAAAAACAGACGCUUCGGGGGAUGUUAAAGUGCCGAUAUGGUGUUCAGCUCGCCUCAGUUUAGCAAUAUGGGCCUUCUUUGGAUUCUUUCUCUUGUAUGCACUUCGUGUGAAUUUAAGCGUUGCUUUAGUGGACAUGAUAGAAUCAAAUACAAGCAUGAGCAAGAAUAUCACCUCAAAUGUGUGCCCCGAGCAUUCUUCCACUCCAGUAGCUCCUCGUAACCCUACGGGAAAAAAAUAUGCUUGGGAUGCUGAUAUGCAAGGCUGGAUCCUUGGGUCCUUCUUCUAUGGCUACAUCUUUACCCAAGUUCCUGGUGGAUAUCUCGCACGCCAGUUUGGGGGAAAGCUGCUGCUGGGAUUUGGCAUCUUGGGUACUGCUGUUUUCACCUUGUUCACACCAUUAGCAGCAGAUUUAGGAGCUGGAUUCCUCAUAGCAGUCCGAGUUUUGGAAGGCCUGGGUGAGGGUGUCACAUUUCCAGCCAUGCAUGCUAUGUGGUCCAAUUGGGCUCCUCCAUUAGAACGCAGUAAACUUCUUAGUAUAUCAUAUGCAGGUGCACAGCUAGGAACAGUUGUGUCACUUCCCUUGUCUGGUUUAAUAUGCUUUUAUAUGGAUUGGAGUUAUGUAUUCUACAUAUUUGGUACUCUAGGUGUGUUGUGGUUCCUCUUCUGGAUAUGGAUGGUUAGUGACACGCCUGAAACUCACAAGACAAUUUCCCCUACAGAAAAAGAAUACAUUCUCUCUUCCCUUUCACAGCAGCUAUCUAGCCAAAAAUCUGUGCCUUGGGAAGCCAUGUUGACAUCUCUUCCACUGUGGGCCAUUGUUGUAGCACACUUUUCUUAUAAUUGGACAUUCUACACUCUCCUUACUCUGCUGCCUACAUACAUGAAGGAGAUUUUGAGAUUUGAUAUGCAGGAGAAUGGAUUUUUAUCUGCACUUCCUUAUUUUGGCUGCUGGAUUUGUAUAAUUGUAUCUGGUCAGUUUGCUGAUUAUUUACGGGAAAAGCAAAAUAGGUCAACGGUCUGUGUUCGCAAAACGUUUACAGCAAUAGGAAUGGUUGGACCUGCAGUAUUCCUCAUAGCAGCUGGAUUUAUAGGUUGCAAUUAUGAAGUGGCAGUUGUAUUUUUAACCAUAUCAACAACACUUGGAGGGUUUUCUACAUCUGGUUACAGUAUCAACCACCUGGAUAUUGCACCAUCCUAUGCCGGCAUCCUCCUUGGAAUCACAAAUUCAUUUGGUACUAUUCCAGGAAUGGUGGGACCACUUGUUGCUAAGGGUCUGACUCAUAGUAACACUAUAGGAGAGUGGCAGAUCGUGUUUUAUAUUGCUGGUGCCAUUAACUUAUUUGGAGCCAUUUUCUUUGCACUGUUCAGCAGUGGAGAAAUACAACCCUGGGCACUCAAUGGUUACCACAUGCAUAGGAACUAAAGGAACACUGGAGAGUAUCACAAAGCAUUACAGUCAUGUCAUUUGGAAUGCCUUUCGUGGGGAUCUCUAUAGAGCGAACUGAAUUCCUUCCCUGAAGUUGUAAAGACACUUUACAUUUUAAUAUGCUGAUUUUUGUAGUAAAAUGGGAUCCAAUCCAACAGAUCUACACUUUCAUUUAGUAGAUAUCUGAAGAUGUGGCACAUUUUAAUCAAUGUAUCUACUUUUUAAAUGUUUAUUUAUGAAAUCAAUGGAAUAUGAGUGAUUGUUAAAAUGGCAGUAAGUAGUAAAUGAAUGAUAAUGUAGAAAGAAGUGCAGAAUAUUUUUUCUGUUACCUUAAGAGUGAAGUUUGUUAGACUUGUUACUAUUUUACCUGUACUACUUUUCUUGUCCUAUUAAUUUGAAUAAGCAAAUGGAAAUUAAAUUAUAUGUUCUCUAAAAAA
Molecule: messenger RNA, 2163 nt
Organism: Python bivittatus (Burmese python)
Lineage: Eukaryota; Metazoa; Chordata; Lepidosauria; Squamata; Pythonidae
Gene: SLC17A5
Product: solute carrier family 17 member 5
Biological process (GO): transmembrane transport; monoatomic anion transport
Cellular component (GO): apical plasma membrane
Molecular function (GO): transmembrane transporter activity
Source: RefSeq, a predicted model, not a curated record